AUGGCUGGAGUUGAGGGGUUCUUGCCACUGAUUUACACCGUGACGGGCAUAAGCAACCUGCCCGUUUGGUAUAAACCGGGGCCACCAAGUUCAGUUUCUAGCACGAACUCUCAUAUAGUGCAGCUACUCUUAAUGGGUUUUGUAGAAACCAAAAGAUACAUGGAUUUCAGAACUCCUGGCUCUCAAGCCAAAGAGGGUUCUUUCUUCGGAUUAGAAGCUUCCUUUGAAGGGCUUGAACCCGGGUAUCCCGGUGGCCCGUUGCUCAAUCCACUUGGACUAGCAAAAGAUAUCAAGAAUGCUCAUGAAUGGAAGCUUAAAGAGAUAAAAAAUGGGAGAUUGGCAAUGGUGGCAAUUCUUGGAAUCUUUGUUCAAGCAAAUGUCACACAUGUUGGCCCUAUUGAUAAUCUCAUCCAACACCUUUCUAACCCUUGGCAUACAACAAUCAUUCAAACAGUUUUUGGAUCUAAAUCUUGAUACUUUUGUGAUAGGGGAAUGAAUUCUUUAAAUGUUUCAUUGCAAUAGUUUGAUAAAAGUGGUCUGAUUUUCUUGCA
Molecule: messenger RNA, 551 nt
Organism: Salvia hispanica
Lineage: Eukaryota; Viridiplantae; Streptophyta; Magnoliopsida; Lamiales; Lamiaceae
Source: RefSeq, a predicted model, not a curated record